AUGAUCAUCACACCAUGGGUUGUCUUCGCACUCCUCAUACUCGGAGUUUCCCUUGCAUCUUCUACACAGUCUGAUAAUCCUUCUUCCGCCACGUCACUCCCUUCAACCUCAACACCACGUCCAACUACGCAAGCAGAGUUUGACCAAUUUGUUCAGGAAAUUAAUAACGUACGCCGGUCGUUUGCAAAAAAACACAAUAUUGCUGACAUGCAUGAGCUGACAUGGAAUGAAGAACUUCUACUUGAGACUAAAAAAAACAAGAUUUGCAUGAUGAACUAG
Molecule: messenger RNA, 279 nt
Organism: Caenorhabditis remanei
Lineage: Eukaryota; Metazoa; Nematoda; Chromadorea; Rhabditida; Rhabditidae
Exons: 2
Coding region: 1-279 (92 amino acids)
Source: RefSeq, a predicted model, not a curated record